Molecule: messenger RNA, 1437 nt
Organism: Orycteropus afer afer
Lineage: Eukaryota; Metazoa; Chordata; Mammalia; Tubulidentata; Orycteropodidae
Source: RefSeq, a predicted model, not a curated record
AUGAAUAAAUCUGAAGCCGACCGUGUGACAUUUAUCCUUUAUACUCUAAACUUGGGGGCUCCUGCAGGCACGGGAGGAGGUGGGGAGUGGGCGGAGGCGCAGCAGGAAACGCCUGGGGCCUGGCUGGGCCGGGGACAGCGGCAGCGCGGCGAGCGGCAGCGACGGCUGGAGCCGCAGUGGCAGCAUGAGAGCGGGCGCCGCUCCUCCACGUCUGCGGACGCGCGGCGAGCGGCGGCUCGGCCUGCCGGCUCCAUGGGGGCGCCGUGGAGCCGGCGACGCGGAGGAACCGGGCUGCCCCAGACUCUCUUGGUACUGGCGGCUGCCUGCCUGGUGUGCACUGCGCUGGCCGCCUACGUCUGCUGGGGGCAGCUGCCGCAGCUGCCUUGGACGUCUCCCGCUCCGCCGCGGCCAGUCGGCGUGCUGCUGUGGUGGGAACCUUUCGGAGGGCACCGUGGCGCCAGGCGGCCGCCCCCCGACUGCUGGCUGCGCUUCAACAUCAGUGGCUGCCGCCUUCUCACCGACCGCUCUGCCUACGGGGAGGCGCAGGCCGUGCUUUUCCAUCACCGAGACCUUGUGAACCGGCCCCCCGACUGGCCCCCACCCUGGGACGCCCGGAGGCGCACUGCCCAGGAGUUGGAGCUGCCAGUGGUAGACGUCGAAGAGGAAGCUGCGGCCGAAGCCUUGGCGGUGUCAGGCCCCAGACCCCCGGGCCAGCGCUGGGUGUGGAUGAACUUCGAGUCGCCCUCUCACUCCCCUGGGCUGCGAAACCUGGCAGGCAACCUCUUCAACUGGACGCUCUCCUACCGGGUCGACUCGGACGUCUUUGUGCCUUAUGGCUACCUCUACCCUAGGAGCCACCCCAGCGACCAGCCGCGGGGCCUUUUUCCCUCUCUGUCCCGGAAACGGGGGCUGGUGGCCUGGGUGGUGAGCCACUGGGAUGAACGCCAGGCCCGAGUCCGCUACUACCACCAACUGAGCCAGCACGUGUCCAUCGACGUGUUUGGCAAGGGCGGGCCUGGAUGGCCUUUGCCCAAGAGCGGGCUCCUGCACACGGUGGCCCGCUACAAGUUCUACUUGGCCUUCGAGAACUCGCAGCACCUGGAUUAUAUCACCGAGAAGCUGUGGCGCAACGCCAUGCUGGCUGGGACGGUGCCAGUGGUCCUGGGCCCGAACCGUGCCAACUACGAGCGCUUCCUGCCCCGCGGCGCCUUCAUCCACGUAGACGACUUCCCUAGUGCAGCCGCACUGGCCGACUACCUGCUCUUCCUCGACAGCAACCCGGCAGUCUACCUCCGAUACUUCAACUGGCGCAGGAGCUACGCAGUACACAUCACCUCCUUCUGGGACGAGCCCUGGUGCCGGGCCUGCCAGGCCGUGCAGAAGGCUGGGGAUCGGCCCAAGAGCGUACACAACUUGGCCCGCUGGUUUGAGAGAUGA